This is a messenger RNA of Fusarium sp. VM40, 1062 nucleotides long. The record is from the annotation of a GenBank genome assembly. Lineage: Eukaryota; Fungi; Ascomycota; Sordariomycetes; Hypocreales; Nectriaceae.
AUGCGUUUCUCUGCUACCGCCGCUGCUCUGGCCAUGGCCACCACCGUCUCCGCCCACGCCCAGGUCUACGGCCUCUGGGUCAACGGCAAGGACCAGGGUGAUGGUCGCAGCACCUACAUCCGAUCUCCCGCCAACAACAGCCCCGUCAAGGACCUCUCCAGCCCCAACCUCGUCUGCAACGUCAACGGUGGCAAGGCCGCUCCCAAGUUCGCCAAGGCUGCUGCCGGUGACGAGGUCACCUUCGAGUGGUACCACGACAACCGUGGCGACGACAUCAUUGAUGGCAGCCACAAGGGCCCCAUCAUCACCUACGUCGCUCCCUACACCGAGAACGACGGCACUGGUGCCAUCUGGACCAAGAUCGCCGAGGAUGGCUACGACGGUUCCGAGUGGGCUGUUACCAAGCUCAUCAAGAACAAGGGCAAGGCUACCUUCACUCUCCCCUCUGCCCUGAAGGCCGGCAAGUACCUUGUCCGCCAGGAGAUCAUCGCCCACCACGAGUCCAACGAUGCUUACAACGUCAACCCCGCCCGUGGUGCUCAGUUCUACCCCUCGUGCGCUCAGAUUGAGGUCACUGGCUCCGGCACCGCCGUCCCUGACGAGAAGUUCGACUUCAACAAGGGUUACACCUACUCCGACAAGGGUAUUGUCUUCGACCUCUACAACUUUGCCGGCUCUUACUCCAUCCCCGGUCCCGCUGUCUGGAAGGGCACCUCCACUGGCUCCGGCUCCAGCUCCGAGACCAAGCCCGAGACUCCUGCUGCUACCUCUGCCGCCGCUGAGGCUCCCGCUGCUACCUCUGCCGCCGCUGAAGCUCCCGCUGCUACCUCUGCCGCCGCUGAAGCUCCCGCUGCUACCUCUGCCGCCGCUGAAGCUCCCGCUGCUACCUCUGCCGCCGCUGAGGCUCCCGCCCCUACCCCUACCUUCGCCACCGUUGUCCGCCCCUCUGCCACUGCUGCCCCUGCUGAGACUGAGGCUCCCUCUGCUCCCGUCACUCCCCCCAAGACUGGCUGCUCUUCUCGCCGCCGCCGCGCUCGCCGCGCUGCCCGCAACGCUCUGUAA